This is a messenger RNA of Myotis davidii, 674 nucleotides long. It is a transcript of the gene PDZD9, whose product is annotated as PDZ domain containing 9. The coding region runs from base 1 to 663 and encodes 220 amino acids. Lineage: Eukaryota; Metazoa; Chordata; Mammalia; Chiroptera; Vespertilionidae. The record is from RefSeq and is a predicted model, not a curated record. Gene Ontology annotation, molecular function: protein binding. The transcript is spliced from 3 exons.
AUGAUCCUCCGGCCUGGGGCGCCCGGGCUGCUGCGCUCUGCCCCGCGCAGGCCACGCUUUCUUGCCGGAACAGUCACAUGCCCUCGGCGUGAUGUUCUGAUUAGUGUUGGCCAGGCCAAUGUGUUAGGAUAUACUCUUCGGGAAUUUUUAAAGCUUUUGCAAUGCAUCACCACAGGAACAGUGCUGCAAAUCGAGGUUUACCGAGAAUUUAUUGACAUACCCCAAGAAUGGCAAGACAUAUAUGAUUUAAUCCCUGAGACCAAAUUCCCAGUAACAUGCACAACGAAGAAAACUGAGGAGGCAACAGGCGACUUUUUCACAAGCAGUGAUGACAAGGAAGAUGUUUUAGAUAAAAAACUUAAGUAUUAUAAAGCCCCACGGUCCACUGGGCAUCAUCCUGCAAGGAGACCCAUGUCGAUCUCCAGAGAAUGGCAUGAAUACAAAAAGAAGAAUGAGACGAUCAGCGUAGGAACAGACAUUGCCUGUGACAUCAUGGUUCACGGAGACCACAGGGAAGGAGUGAGAGCCCCUUCCCCUUACUGGACCAUGGUGAAGCAAGACAAGGACAGCUCCUCCUCCUCCUCAGCCUCAGACGCAUUCUGGCUGGAAGACUAUGCCCAAGUUGAAAAGGGCAAGGGUCAACCUGCACCAAAAGUUGGUUAGUAGUUUGCAAA